GCCUUAUCGGAGGUUAUCGUGCGAGGUCUACUACAUUCGACGCUUGCGCAUCGUUGUGUCGAGUCAACAAAGGCACUUCGAGAAAAUGCCAGUAAACGUUAUGAAAUCGUUAUGCGGACACGGGCAGUGUUAAUUUUUUGUGUUUUGUGUUUUGUUUGUGCGUGUACAAGUUACGAUAUGUUCGUGGGUGAUACUUUAAAGAAAAAGAUGGUGUUCCACCAGAGGGUGAAAGACUUCGCUAUACCCUUCAAGAAGCGAAUAAAAACUUUGACGUACGCGGACCCAGAGAAAAGGAUUAUAAAGGGCGUAGCAGCUAUAGACAAUGACUUUUCUCACGCAAGCGCAAACAUAACGGAAGGAGGCGUCGGAUAUUCAUACGUCACCGUGAGGAUGAAAAGUCAGCGCCAUCAUCCAUUGAAUUUUGAAGUAGAAAUUUAUGUAUGACUUUGUAAAAACAACGGAAAAUGGUGUGAAAACCAAACUAAAAAGAAACCAAACGUACCUUAAGCAUACUUUUGAUUUUCUUAGCGCUAGUCUUGAGUUGAAUCUCGUCAAAGUUGUGUAUGUAAGAUUAUUAUAAGUUUUGACUUUUGUUAUUAAUAAAUUAUUUAAAAAUAACUUAAAAGCUCUUCAAUCCGGAUUCGGGAGAAGGCUUAUUAUUCAUUGAAAUUGCAUUGACGCAGCGUAUAGUCGCAUAUGUGGAUCGUUUAUUUCAUGAUGUAAUUACAAUAAAAUUGUUUUGUACGAUUUUUCUAAUAA
This is a messenger RNA of Diatraea saccharalis (sugarcane borer), 759 nucleotides long. NCBI's taxonomy places the organism in Eukaryota, Metazoa, Arthropoda, Insecta, Lepidoptera, Crambidae. The record is from the annotation of a GenBank genome assembly.